Messenger RNA from Chelonus insularis, 1374 nucleotides. Its product is annotated as prisilkin-39-like. The record is from RefSeq and is a predicted model, not a curated record. The transcript is spliced from 4 exons. NCBI's taxonomy places the organism in Eukaryota, Metazoa, Arthropoda, Insecta, Hymenoptera, Braconidae. The coding region runs from base 129 to 1244 and encodes 371 amino acids.
CACCAGUUCUCUUAUACCAUGGAGCAGCAGCCAUACCAGUACUGAAUUUCACUACACUUCUUCAUCCAGUGUCGCAGUAACUUCUCAGUGGUAUAGAUCGUUAUUGGAUCCACGUACACUCUUUGAGAAUGAAAAGAACGUGGAUUGGUGUUUUUGGAGCUGUGCUCUUAUGCCUGGUUGUAGUGGAUGCUGUCCCCUAUUCAAAAUAUGGAAGAACUUGUCAAGACAUUGGCUGCUUAUCUGAUGAACAAUGCAUUAUAGCUGAAGAUCCAUGCAGUUUUCCACGUGAUAAUAAUUGUGGUCGUUAUCCAAAAUGUGAGAAACGUUCAGGAGCUGGAACUCAAGAGCCUGAAAAUCAUGACACAAAAGAUAUGCAGAGUCAUCAACAUCCAGUGAGUCAUGUAGAGCCAUCAGCACCUAGCAAACCAUCUUCGAAUGGAUAUCCUGCUGGUUCUGGGUAUCCUGCAAGCAAUGGAUAUCCUGGAUAUCCUUCAGAGUCAUCAAGAAAGUCUACUUCAGCUCCAGUUCAAUCAAGUUAUCCAGUAGGCUCAGGAUAUCCUUCUUCCAGCAAUUCUGGUUAUCCAGCAGGAUCUGGCUAUCCUUCCAGUAAUUCUGGUUAUCCUGCAAGUUCAGGGUAUCCUUCUUCAGGUAGUUCUGGCUAUCCAUCAUCAGGAGAUUCGAAAUAUCCAUCAGGGUCUGGUUAUCCAUCAUCAAGUAACUCGGGCUAUCCUUCAGGAUCUGGAUAUCCAUCAUCAGGCAGCUCAGGUUAUCCAGGAUAUUCUUCAGGGUCAGGCUAUCCUUCAUCAGGAAGCUCAGGCUAUCCAGGAUACCCAUCAGGGUCAAGUUAUCCUAAUAAUCCCGCAAGAAAAACCACUUCUAAUACUGUCAAUUCAGGUUAUCCAAGCUCUGGUGGAUAUCCUCAAAGUGGAUACCCUCAAGGUGGAUAUCCUCAAGGUGGAUAUCCUCAAGGUGGAUACCCUCAAGGUGGAUAUUCUCAAGGUGGAUAUCCUCAGAGUGGUUAUCCUCAGGGUGGAUAUCCUCAAGCGGGAUAUCCUCAAGGUGGUUACGCUCAAGGAGGAUAUCCAUCAGGUGGUUACGGACAAGGUCAAUAUGGAGGACAGUAUCCCCCUAAUAAUCAGCCAAAGAAACCUACUAUUACUGAUAGGAUCUCUGAUUUUGCUAAGAAUAUAGCUACUCAGUAUCUUAGUCAAACAAUAAGAGACAAAUUAUCAGGAAAACAAUAAAUAGUAUAAUUGAGUAAUCAAAUAAUAAUAUCAGGGCAUAGUUUUAGUUAAAAUAAUUAAUCAAACACUUUUUUCUUUUUAUCAGUCAAUUAUUUUAAAUACUCAAGAGAUAUCCAUGACUAUUAGUAAU